UAAUGGGUAUCCAAUAUUUGUGGGGUGUGCCGGGUGUUCGGAGGCAACAGGUUCAACCCUUAGCCAGCGAAGCUUUUCGACCCGAAAGCUGCGAGGAGCUGCGCAGGCGUCGACUGCGGCAGAGGCAGGGGCAGCGGCAGAGGCAGCGACAGCGACAGAGGCGGCGGCAGAGGCUGCGGCGGACUUUCCGCCAAGCGGACGGAUUUGGAUUUGGCCAAAAAAGCGAUUCAGUCUCAGUGCGCUGUUGUCGCUGCGAUAGGCGCAUCGCUGGCAUUUCCUGGCCGUUUUUGAACAUUUUCGAACAGAAACACCUCUUGGCAGGCCGUUUGUUUUUUGUAAUUGUAAUAAUUUCUGCGCUUCCCGCUCCCAUAUACCACAUAAGACGCCCCCCAGCCGCCCGUCCGCCCAUCUCAGCACCACUCAUCAGCAUGGAGCAGAUGUGCUACCUGACGCUGAGCCUCCUGCUGGCCAUCGUCGUGCUCUACGGGCUCCUGGAGCUCCACUACUUCCUGCGCAUGUGCCUCUGUGUCCUGCUCGCGCGCUUCGUCAAGAGACGCUGCCACAUCCUGGACGUCACCACUGUGAACGGAUUGUGCCUCACCAACGAUGUGGACACAUUGUUGUACCACAUGAACAACGCUCGUUAUUUCCGGGAGCUGGACUUCGCGCGCGUGGACUUCUACGAGCGGACCAAUCUGUACCGCACCAUCACGGGAAUGGGCGGUUCCGUUUUCCAGGGGGCGGCCACCAUCCGCUACCGCCGUUUCAUCCGCCCCUUUCACCGGUUCAACAUAGUGUCGCGGAUAAUUUACUGGGACGAACAGUCGCUGUUCAUGGAGCACCGCUUCGUGCGUCCGUCGGACAAGUUCGUGCACUGCAUCGCGAUUUGCCGCCAGCGGGUGAUCGACGUGUCCAUGGAGGCGGUGAUGGCGGAACUCCUGCCCAGGACCUCCUCGAACGGAUUCCGGGCGACGUCGUCGCCAUCGCUAUCGCCAGCGCUGGCUGCCCCAUCGACGACGCCGGCGUUGGGUGGGAUUAGCAAUCCGGCGAUGGACACUUCACUGGCGGAGAACGGACAUAGUGCGACCGGAGGGACGACGGUUGCCACGCCCACAGCCGCAGCGGCGUCGCACUGCCUCAAGUUGAAGCCCUCGUUGCCGCCGGAGUUGUCCAAGUGGAUCGAGUACAACGAGAUGUCCAGCAAGAAUUUGCGCAGCGGCUGCUGACUGGAAUCGUUCGAAUCGUUGGAAUCGCCGCAAGCGGAAGCGCAAGGGAAAGCGGUUGCGCAACCGGAAACGGAAACUCCCAUUAACCCAUUUUUUUUUGCCUCGCGUGCUUGUGUGUGUAUGUGUGUGUGCUAAUGUAAAAUUCCUAAGUGUGCCCGUGGAAUGUGUAAAUUAUAAGCUAUGUAAGUGUCUGAAAAACAAAAAACCCGCCCUCUUUUGGCCUUAACUAAUGUAUUGUAUAAUUACCCAGAAAUUAGCCACGCCCCCUGAACAAAAAAAAAAACAAAUACAAAAUCCUUGGUAGUCCAAAGUGUGUAAAUUAUGAUGUACAAUGAUUGUUUAGUAAAAUGAAGAGAAGAGUGUAAAAAGAAA
Messenger RNA from Drosophila elegans, 1598 nucleotides. RefSeq names its product protein THEM6. Bases 3 to 1226 code for a protein of 407 amino acids. The transcript has 4 exons. The record is from RefSeq and is a predicted model, not a curated record. NCBI's taxonomy places the organism in Eukaryota, Metazoa, Arthropoda, Insecta, Diptera, Drosophilidae.